GACUGAAAGAGGAGAAACAGUUACUGUGGACUUGUACAGAACUCAUCACAGGAACAACUCUCUCUGAGGUCUGUCGGAUCAGAAGCGCGUGGGACUCCAUUCUCUCCUCCUCAGUAGAUUCUCUUUAGAACCCCCACAGUGAAGGCAGAGUGAUACCUUUGGACAAUUGAAGCAAGCUCACACAUUUGCKUCAGGAAAUGUUCUGCUGCUGUUGUCCUCUGCCAGUCCAUGUUGCUUCCGUGAGGACUCGGCCACUACAAAGUCUACAACUGAAGAUAUGUGGUUUUGUCAUUUUCCUAUGGAGCAAUAAAGCCCAGCUGCUAUGUUCACUUUAUUACUGAGGGGAUUCCCAAGUUAUGGAGUUGUGUUGUGAGACCGUGAUGUCAGCAGUAGAACAGCAGACUCAAUGGAACUGCGCUGAGAGAGGGAAUGCACCAGUCUGUAUGGCUUAAACAGACCAUAAUAUAUCAUUGCAAUUCUCCCAACCAGAAUUGGUCCCAUUGCCUUCUCGGUCCUAGGAGUGUUGUCUUUUCCAAACCAAUCAAUGGAGGACACGUUGCGUUAUUCUAAGGAGUGGGAGUGCAUUCUUCUCAAUAAUGUAAACAAAUCCAAAUGUAUCUGUUAAUCUAGUAGGUAUUUAUGUGGUACACUUGACUUUUGCCCCUAAAUYCCUUCCUGAACAAACUGUAAAGUAGGACUACAAGUGAAGUCGGACUACAACUUUUGUUUUGGAGGACUACAACAGGAAGUUCAGUAGAACUAUAACCCCCAUUACCCACCAUGGUGUUGCCGCAGCCAGACAAGCGCCAUGUGUGCCUGACCACAAUGGUGAUCAUGACCAGCAUGGCCUUUAUGGAUGCCUACCUAGUAGAGCAGAACCAAGGGCCCAGGAAGAUCGGGGUGUGCAUCAUCGUGCUGGUGGGAGACAUCUGCUUCCUCAUCGUGCUGCGCUAUGUUGCGGUUUGGGUCGGGGCCGAGGUGAAAACUGCCAAGCGUGGCUACGCCAUGAUCCUCUGGUUCCUCUACAUCUUCGUCCUGGAGAUCAAACUCUACUUCGUCUUCCAGAACUACAAGGCGGACAGAAAGAGCCUGGAGACGGUGGCCCGCAAGGCUCUAACCUUACUCCUCUCUGUGUGCGUCCCGGGGCUGUACCUGGUCCUUGUUGCUCUGGACAGCAUGGAGUACGUGAGAACCUUCCGGAAGAAGGAGGACAUGCGGGGGAGGCUGUUCUGGGUGGCCCUGGACCUGCUGGAUGUUCUGGACAUCCAGGCCAACCUGUGGGAGCCCCAGCGGACCGGCCUGCCCAUCUGGGCCGAGGGACUGAUGUUCUUCUACUGCUACAUCCUGCUCCUCAUCCUGCCCUGCGUCUCCCUGUCUGAGAUCAGUGUCCAGGGGGAGCACGUCUCMCCCCAGAAGAUGAUGCUGUACCCUGUUCUUAGUCUUGUUACCAUAAACAUAGUGACGAUCUUGAUCCGUGGGGUCAACAUGGUGUUGUUCCAGGAUAGUAGGGUUUCCACAAUCUUCAUAGGGAAGAACGUGGUGGCCAUAGCCACGAAGGCCUGUACAUUUCUGGAGUACAGGAGGCAGGUGAAGGAGUUCCCUCCACAGGACCCUAGCAUGGCAGGUAUAGCAUUAGAGCUGCAGCAAGGGAACUCUGUGGGUCACAGCCACGGGCACAACCAGACCCUGCCCAAUGCCACCACUAGCCUCCCCGACGAACCCUCACCGACCGAGGUCAUAGACACAUGACCCUUGCCCAUGGAUAGUUACAUCCUUUUCACACUGUAAUGCCGAGCGGAUCCAUACUGUGAUGGCUUGGGUAUUUUUCUUUCACACUGUGCUUUCCAGCAACUACCAGCGCAGUACAGCUUGGCUUAGCUUGGCUCAGUAGUGUGAAAAGUGUGGCAAGUGUCUGAUCCUGGGCACAYCUAGACUGGACUAGACUUCUCAGAGCUCAGCUAGACUGGACUAGACUUCUCAGAGCACAGUAUGACCCCGAAAAAGACUGUUUCCGUCCAAUGGGGUGGCAGAAAGAAACACAAUUUUUCACUGAGUACGCUCCAGCUCAGGAAAACGGCCCAGCGCCUUGCCAGCCAGCCUACCAGAUGAACUGAUGAGAUCAUUCUGAUAAAGACUGAUGUGUUUUUCUAUUCUAUUGUGUGUGUUUCUAUACUUCUCUAUGGUGGACUAGCAGACAGACAGACAGACAGACACAUACAGGUGACCUCAGAUACAAAGCCCAGCUCAGCUGACAUGAGCUUAUAGUCCACCUGUAACCAGACCUGGGUGCAAAUACUAUUCAAAAUAAUUUCAAAUACU
Salvelinus sp. IW2-2015 is the source of this 2319-nucleotide messenger RNA. RefSeq names its product transmembrane protein 121. NCBI's taxonomy places the organism in Eukaryota, Metazoa, Chordata, Actinopteri, Salmoniformes, Salmonidae. The record is from RefSeq and is a predicted model, not a curated record.